GGCUGUCAACGCCUUAUAUUGGUAUCAGACUUUCUAUGAGCUGUUGAUUAGAGACAAAGAGUGUUGGUAGCUGAUUUUGCGUGCACCGCACUCCAGUAGACUUCCACUUUGCUGUUUGCUGACUUAACUCAAAGCUGAUCAAAAAACACAAUGAACUGCUAUGUGGAUUAUUUGCAAACCUGUGAGAAAUGACUACCUCCGCCAAAGCGCAGAAAAAUGGGUCCUACCGCUCUCUAAACAGUUUCCAAUAUUAUCUCGGUCAGUUACAGGUGCCAAAGACACAAUUCAGCACCGUGGGCAUCAGACACGUGAACGAAACGCAAGAGACAGUUGCUACGUAGGGUAAGUGGAAUACGAGCUGACAAACGCCACUGGAAGCCACUGGAUCCACGUUAGUCAGCAUCAAUUCCGGUCAUUUGCUAACGAUUGAGAAUGUUCCGAGUUGAAUCCCGGUCUUCAACAUCACCAUCCACAGACAUAUACGCAACAGAACAUGACAGACACGGAGCAAGCUGCCGCUCUCAAGGCCCCGGUGGCCAUGUUCAAGAAACGAAAAGGCACUGCGAACAUACGAAAGCGGCCCGAGCCAUCACCGCCCAAGGACUCCGACAGCGACUUUUCAUCAUCGGAAGACGAGUCUGGGCAGCGUGUCAAAAGGCGGAAGAAGGCAGCAGGCGUCACAGCCACCUCGGCCAAACCCACAAGCACCACCGAAACCUCCUCCAUACCAUAUGCCGCCGACAGGGGUGCGAUCGCCUCUUCCAACGAUGCCACCAAGCAGAGCAACUGGUACGACGAAGACGCCCACGGCGCGCUCUCCGCAAAGAACCUACUGGGCACUUCCAAGGCACAGAAGGACACAGCGCCAGAUGGCACCUAUAAAGGUCUCGCAAAUCAGACCACGUUCAUACAGAAGGACCCAGAUGCGCCGAAGCGAGCAGUGGGACCCCAGAAAGCGUCGACCAACGUCCGCACUGUCACGUUCUUCGAUUUCAAGCCCGACGUAUGCAAGGACUACAAGCAGACAGGAUUCUGCGGCUAUGGCGACGCAUGUAUUUACCUCCACUCGCGUGAGGACGUCAAGCAGGGCUGGCAGCUCGACCGAGAGUGGGAGAUUGGUACCAAAGGGAAGAAGAACGUGGGCGGCACCGUCGUGGCCUCUGCGAAUCGCGACGUGAAGGCGGAGAACCCCGACGACGCUGAGGACGACGCCUUUCUUGAGAAAAUACCCUUCAAAUGCAUUAUCUGCAAGGACUCAUAUCGCGAGCCUGUCGUCACGCGGUGUGGCCAUUACUUCUGUGAGCCGUGCGCGCUGCGGCGGUAUCGGAAAGACCCGACUUGUGCGGCGUGUGGAGCGGGGACCAAUGGUGUGUUCAACUCGGCAAAGAGGUUGAAGAAGCUACUCGAAAGGAAACGAGAAAAGGCCGCAAAGAGGAGGCAGGAGAAGAUUGACGCUGGCGAGGAAGUCAGUGACCAGGAGGAUGGCGAGACUAUAUAGCGAUGAUACCCGCGAGGCGUUGGAGGUGGCCAGCGAGCCUAGAACGAAUGGAUGAACUGCAUGAUUGCAUCUUUCGAACCAGAUCAGCUCAUGCAUGUGAUUGAAUACCUUAUCUUUUGCCGCCGUGACUGACAGCAUCGUUGCCGAGAAAUGUUAAAACUCAAGUGAACACUCAACAGCGUGAUUGGCUGGGGUCACCCCUGUAUUGUUUUCUUUCGCCGAAAUGAGCUGGGUUAUGCGAGCGCGUCAUUUUGUUUUCUCGUCAGAGGACGGUGGAUCAUGACGGAAUGGAACACGGUCCGAAGCUUCUUUUCUUGCAUAAGUGUAAACACAACUUUUUGUAGGCAUCUCGGGCCAGCGGUGAGGGUUCAGCAAGGGAGCCAACGAGGGAUGGGACGGACUAAUGAAUUGUGAGGCAG
Molecule: messenger RNA, 1917 nt
Organism: Emericellopsis atlantica
Lineage: Eukaryota; Fungi; Ascomycota; Sordariomycetes; Hypocreales; Bionectriaceae
Exons: 1
Coding region: 494-1498 (334 amino acids)
Biological process (GO): snoRNA splicing
Cellular component (GO): U2-type spliceosomal complex
Molecular function (GO): metal ion binding
Source: RefSeq, a predicted model, not a curated record